AUGGAUGGCCAAGUUUUUGUCCCGGAAAUCUUUGAGGAUAUGAAACUAAUUUCUCAGAUUUCCCAGAGGCACUUAUCACUGGAUAAACUAAAUGAUGCCCUACAAGUUCAAGUCUCUUAUAUUCUGGUGGUGUGUGAUGAGAUAAACCAUCUUCAAAAUUGCCCAAGUGUAAGCAUUUCCUGUUCAAACUUAACUGCAGAGAUGGAUCUCCAGCAGGAAAACGACUCAGAACUGAAUCUGGCAAAGGACUCCAGGAGACAGCAAAGGAAGGAUUCUCCAUCACCUACAGAGAAGCUCGUGGUUGGGAUCCUGGGGUUCAUCUGCUUUAUCUUGAUGUUCACUAUAGUAAGAGUGAUGCUACUAACUUUCUGUUUUGUAAAACUGGAGAGGGGCAUUUUGUCUACAGUAGGAAGGCUUUCUUCAGCAUCUCGUUGUGGUCGAUGUCCACCGGAGUGGUUAAUGUAUUCCAACAAUUGCUACUACAUCAGUACUGAACAAAAGACAUGGAAUGAGAGCCGGGUGGCCUGUGCUUCUAAGAACUCUGUCCUGCUCUAUGUAGAUGAUAAAGGAGAAAUGAACUUUUUGAACAUUUUCGGAAAAGCUCCAUGGAUUGUACUUUCACAGAAAAAUAAUAUUUCCUGGGUGUGGAAAAAUGCCUCAACAUUCCUUUUCAAAAAAUUUCCAAAAACUUCAGAGUUGGGCAAGAGUUGUGCAUAUGGAAAUUUUGACCCAGAGAAGUUCUCUUUCGCAUCUUGUUUAGAAAACAGAUCGUAUGUUUGUAAGCACCAGGCACCUUAG
Molecule: messenger RNA, 798 nt
Organism: Pteronotus mesoamericanus
Lineage: Eukaryota; Metazoa; Chordata; Mammalia; Chiroptera; Mormoopidae
Product: NKG2-A/NKG2-B type II integral membrane protein-like
Exons: 7
Coding region: 1-798 (265 amino acids)
Biological process (GO): positive regulation of natural killer cell mediated cytotoxicity; stimulatory C-type lectin receptor signaling pathway
Cellular component (GO): external side of plasma membrane; plasma membrane
Molecular function (GO): transmembrane signaling receptor activity
Source: RefSeq, a predicted model, not a curated record